GUUUAUGUACAUGAGAAAUGAAAGUUGACAGUUGAGUCAAAACCCAUUCUUGCCCUUAAGUGUAUUUAUAUGUAACUUAGCUUUAUGUCUCUAGUAAAGAACAGACAGGAAUCUUGGUUUCGACAAUGAAAUUUUACUAUAACAGACAACGAACCUUGAACUCAGUCCCAAUUCCGUAUCCCGUUUGCUAUUGAUUGCUGUAGCGACAGGGAUAACUGCAAUUAAAACGAUAACUGCAAUUAAUACUGACACGAAUGUUAAACAUGACAAUGACGACAAAAACCACAACAAAACCAAUCGACUACUUGUUUGGUAAUUCAUGACAAAUCACCCACCACCCAACGAGUCCUACUCGUUCGGACUACUCAGUCAGGCUGCUGCUGCCUGUUGCCAAUGGAUGCUAACGCAUGUGGCUAAUCAGAUCAAUGAGUGUUUCCCCUCACAUACCAAGCACAGAGUUGGUUGGUAUUCAUUCGCGUUUAUAUAUCUUCUUGUACCAGUUAAAACAAGUGAUGUUAUCCAUGUGAUUCUAAUAUCUAAGUCAUUGCGCUCUGGUGACAAGGUCCUGUUAAUUAUCUUUACUCUGCCACUGAUCACUGACACGAAAUGAUUCUCAGUCACAACUAAAUGCUAAAGACUCCAAUCUAUCCAACAGUUUUCAUGUUAUUUUUCUUUCUAACAAAGCAAUGCACUUAUGGAUAGCUGCUGGUCUAUCACUGCGGACUGUUAAACGCUUUUCAAAGAGGGCAGUAAAGUUAUAACGAUAUUAUCCGAAAACAACCAUGAAUCGGCUACAUCCUACAUUAAAUGCGAGCAAAAUUGAAAGCUGGUUGGAUGCCAAUCCUGAGAGUGCCUGUGAUUAUUUUCUUCGGAAAGCUGACAUAACUCUAAUAAACAAAUGGUUGGUUCUCCAUGGCUUCCAAUCACUUCAAGAAUUUAUAAUCAAAAGAAAAGGAUCCUCUGGCCAAGAAAGUCUGACACCCACAUCUCCUAAUGACUUAAAAUGUAACAAUGAACAAGCUUUCUUCUCAGAAUCCAAGCACCAUAGAUCUAAUUCUAAGAAACAUUUACGUCAAGAUUUUGCGAAGUCAAAAUUACGCAAUAUAUUCCGUACAUAUUGCCCAUCAACAUAUACUUUUGAUUCAAAUACUGAGGCCAGGCGGAGUAGUUUAAAGGAGAUGCGCCAGUUUCGUUCUUUGCCGCCGACCUCCUUAAAUAUGCUAAGCAUGCUCAUUGAGUCAAAGAUCCGAAUUCCACGCUACCCCAGCAAGGAUAUUGACAUGAAACGGGAAAUGUUCCAUUUGGAUGAAAAAGAUUUCUUUUUAGAAAUAGUAAAAGAUAUCUCAAAUGAUUUGAACCUAGCCAGUUUGAGUGCUAAAAUUGUUGCCAACAUUAGCAUCCUUGUAGAUGGUGAUAAAGGAUCACUCUUUUUGGUUGAUAAAUCAAUUAAAGAAAAACCUGUUUUGGUGUCCAAAAUCUUCGAUGUCCAUUCUGGUACUACCCUGAUGCCAUCAGUUACAACCGAUGCUAGUAUUACAGUUCAGUGGGGAAAAGGAAUAAUUGGUCAUGUAGCUGAAGUGGGAGAAACUGUAAAUAUCGGAAAUGCCAGUAAGGAUCCCAGAUAUAAUGAUGAAGUUGAUAGAAUAUUAGGUUACAAAACCGAAUCUCUCUUGUGUAUGCCAAUAAAGAAUUCAGGGGACGAAAUUGUUGGAAUUGCGCAAAUCAUCAAUAAACGAGGAGGCCCUGAUGAAAAGAAUUUAUUCACCAAAGAGGACGAAAAGCUUCUAGCAACUUACACAACAUUUUGUGGAACCGCCAUUCAAAAUGCACAGCUAUUUGACGCAUGCAGUCGAGAAUAUGAGCGAAAUAAGUCACUUUUAGAAGUUGUGCAUGACCUGUUCGAAGAACAAACCAACCCAGAUGGAUUAAUCUUGAAAACUAUGAAUCGGGCACAGACUUUACUGAAAUGUGAACGCUGUUCAGUAUUUUUACGAGAUGGAACUUCCGAGACGUCCUUCAAAAAAGUUUUCGAUCUGGCCAAUCCUUUGGCGAACGGUCAUUCCGUAACGCAACAAGAAGAGGCAUGUAAUAUUGGAGGAAGUAUUCCUGAACUAGUUCUCCUAACCGGCGAAUCUAUCAACAUUAGUGAUGCUUAUCAAGACUCCAGAUUUGAUCAGACGGUUGAUAAGAUGACAGGAUUUCAUACUAGGAGUAUCCUUUGUAAGCCAAUAAGAAAUAGUGAUUUCGAAAUAAUAGGAGUAGCGGAAGUGGUGAACCGACUCGAUGGAUACCCCUUUGAUGAUCAAGAUGACCAACUAUUUGAAGCAUUCGCUAUAUUUUGUGGUCUUGGUAUUAACAAUGCCAUACUCUAUGCGGAAGUAUCACUGGCUGCUGCCAAGCAGCAAGUUGCACUUGAGAUGCUGUCUUAUCAUGCUUCAAUAACACCAGAGGAACUAAUGAAAUUGAAGGCUAACUCUAUACCAGAAACUGAACAACUGAAGCUGACAAAUCUCCGAUUCGAUGACUUUUCAUUGCAUACAGAUGAUAUGGUCCAAGCUGGUGUACGAAUUUUUAUGGACCUCGGGCUCCUAAGAAUCUUUCGAAUUGAUUACGAGACAUUGUGCCGUUGGUUACUGACAAUCAGAAAGAAUUACCGAAAUGUUGCAUAUCACAACUGGAGACAUGCUUUUAACGUGUGCCAGGUGAUGUUUUCUAUCGUAAAGACAUCCCGUAUCCAGAAACAGUUAAGUGAGAAAGAAGUUUUAGCUCUCAUAGUCGCCUGUCUUUGUCAUGAUUUGGAUCACCGAGGAACGAACAACGCUUUCCAACAUAAGUCGAGUUCAGCUUUAUCUCAGUUAUACGGUACUAAGGCAACUCUAGAACACCAUCAUUUCAAUCAUGCCUUAAUGAUACUCAACAGUGAUGGCCACAAUUUGUUCGCCAACUUAAGUUCAGAAGAUUACGCAGAGGUUAUUAAUCUGUUAAAACAAGCAAUAUUAGCAACGGAUAUAUCUUUGCAUCUACAAAUACGGUCAAAGUUUUUUGAUAUGAUCGAUAAUGAAGUGAAACAGCUUGAAGACAAGAAUCAAAACGAAAUUCUCAGAAGUAUUUUGAUGACAACUUGUGAUAUCGCAGCCAUAACAAAACCGUGGAUUGUACAACGACGAGUUGCAGAUUUAGUGAUGUCAGAAUUUUUUGAUCAAGGUGACAAAGAAAGAAAAGAACUGAAGAUUGAACCCAUGGCACACAUGGACCGUGGGAAUGAGGAAGAACUCCCUAAAUUACAAUUAGGUUGGAUUGAUUCAAUAUGCCUACCUCUUUAUCAGGCCCUGGCACGUCUUGACAGUACGUUUGAAAUCAUGGCAAACGGUGUCUUAGAAAAUAGAAAUCAGUGGCUCCAGCUGGAGACAGAGCGCCUUAAAAGCAGGAAAAGUUAUAAAAAAAUAGAAACAGGUGUCUAGAUGAUAUAUACCUUCAUAUAUACACGCAAAUAUAUAAAGAUAUCUCUUGUACAUGGCAUUUAUGAAUACAGAGUUAUGCAUCCAAAAUUUUUUGUAGUCAGUGGAAGAAAAAUAUAUAAUUUGUUUAUAAAUUCAUCAUAUCGAAUACAUUUUGCGUCUAACUUUUAGAAGAUAUUUAUACAUAUAUAAUUUGUUAUUCAAGAUAUAGAGAUAAUUCAAAUUAUAAAAUUCAGAAUGUGGAUAUUAUAUAUGAUAUGGUGGUGGGAAUAGCAAUGAAAGUUAUAAUGAUUUCAAAUUUUAGCAGAAGGCACAUCGUCUCCAGUGUUCAACUGAUACUUAUUUUAUCGACCCCAAAAGAAUGAAAAGCGAAAUCGACCUCGGCAGCAUUUGAACUCAGAACGUAACAUGAAAUGCCGAGAAGCAUUUCACCCAGCGUGCUAACGAUUCGACCAGUUCGCCAUCUAAACAAAGUCGGUCUCGGUGGAAUUUGAACUCAGAACGACUCUAAGCGUGUUGUUUGACGUGCUAACGAUUCUGCAAGCUUGGAGCCAUUACAUUCAAUUGUUAGCAUCAUAUGAUGAAAGAAAACAUUGAUAACAAGUUAAAUAUGGUGAAAGGAAACAUUGAUUACAAGUUAAGCGCCUCUUCCAGUAAUUAGAACUAUAAAUACGCCGAAAGCAGAGAAUAAAAACAAUAAUAACAACAUCACCGUUGUUGUUGCUGUUUUUGUUGUUGUUGUUGUAGUUGUUGUUGAGGCGGAGAGCUGGCGGAAUCGUUAGAGCGCUGGACGAAAUGCUUGGGCUACGUUUUAUGCUCAAAUUCCACCGAGUUCGACUUUGCCGUUCAUCCUUUUGGGAUUGAUAAAAUAAGUGACUGUUGAACACUGGGGUCGAGAUAAUCGACUCAUCAUCUCCCCCGAAAUUGCUGUCCUUAUGCCAAAAUUUGAAGCCACUUAAGGCAGCGAGUUCGCAGAAUUGUUAGCACGCUGGACGAAAUGCUUAGCGGUAUUUCGCUCGUCGCUUCGUUCUGAUUCGAACUCCACGGAGGUCGACUUUGAUUUUCAUCUUUUUUGGAGUCGACAAAUUAAGUACCAGUUGGGUACUGGGGUCGAUAUAAUCGACUUAACCCCUGCCCCAAAAUUUCAGGCCUUGUGCCUAUAGUAGAAAGGAUUAUUAUUAUUAUUGAAGUUGCGAGCUGGCAGAAUCGUUAGCAUCCCGGACCAAAUACUUAGUGGCAUUUCGUCCGUCUAUACGUUCUGAAUUCAAAUUUCGACGAGGUCGACUUCGCUUUUAAUACUUUCGAAGUCGAUUAAAAAAGUACCCGUUCAACGCUGAGGUUGAUGUAAUCGACUACCCGCUUCCCAAAAAUUGCUGGCCUUGUGCCAAAAUUUGAAACCGAUACUUUCUGGCAGAAUUGUUACCGUGCCGGAAAAAAAUGCUUCGUGACUUUAUGUUCUGAGUUCAAAUGCCACUGUGGUCGACUUUGUCUUUCAUCGUUCCGCAGUCGAUAAAAUAAGUACCAGUUGAACACUGGGGCCAAUGUAAUCGACUUAGCCCUUACUCCGAAAUGGUUGGCCUUGUACCAAAAUUUGAAACCAUUAUUAUUGUUGUUGUUUUACUUCUCAGAACGUUCGGUCUUGUUUGCUCUGGUAGAUUCUGUGAGAGCGGACAACAGCCUGCUGUCAGAGGUCUCACAGGGUCUCUUUCUGAACAUUAUAAGCUUUGACACUUGGUCAGUAAUUAUCGUGUCAGUCAUUCAACAUCCAAGUACCUAUCUCAAAAUCCUAGCUGUCCCCAGCAGAGCAGUUUUUUGGGACUUGCUCUGCUCUCAUGUCAAUUUCGAUUUCUUUGACUUAUUAUUAUUAUUAUUAUUAUUAU
This is a messenger RNA of Octopus bimaculoides (California two-spot octopus), 5338 nucleotides long. RefSeq names its product dual 3',5'-cyclic-AMP and -GMP phosphodiesterase 11A. NCBI's taxonomy places the organism in Eukaryota, Metazoa, Mollusca, Cephalopoda, Octopoda, Octopodidae. Gene Ontology annotation, molecular function: protein binding; 3',5'-cyclic-nucleotide phosphodiesterase activity. The record is from RefSeq and is a predicted model, not a curated record. Gene Ontology annotation, biological process: signal transduction.